CCGUCUAACCGUGUCCAAGUUUACAAUGUCUUUAAAUGAUCUCAAUCCGGGGGCAUUCAAUAAGCCGUAAUCGUGUUUUGACCCAGAGAGCAAUCAUCACUGUGAAUUAAUUCUGCAUUCAUUCAUUCAUGUUUGGAAGCAAUUCAGAAAGGUAGACGGAAUAACUCUGGAAUUAGGAUCCGAAGACAGCAUACACCAAAAAACAGAAAUAGCACAGGAAAAGACACAUUUCGAUACUUCAGGAGUUGUAAUGGUCUGCGACAUACAGUAUGUCAAUUGUCCUCGUCGCAUCGUAAUUCACUUUGCGUGGACUCUCGUACAGUGAAUAGCUUCAUUACUACUGGAAAGGAGGUCGGCAUUUGAAGACGGCCAACAUACGAAAACAAUACCCGGACUGUGUUUAUUCAGAAAUUGCAGUUUGAAAAUUGGAUCACAUUUUUCACUAAUAACUUUCAAUUCAAGAUGUCUGAAAUCUAAUUUCUUAUGUAUGCUUGCUGCAAGAAAUACCAGAUACUUAAUUAAAAGGCUAGUGAAAGGCAUUAGCAGUUGAUUCCAUCCCCCUAUGGUACAGGGAGAAGGAUAUGGGUUCCGACGCUUUGUUUUCACGCUAAGGUUAUUUAUUCUGUGAUACCUGUAUGAAACUUUUUUUUGCCGCGAUGUAUUUCUAGGCAUCGAUUCCUUGGAAUCUCAGCGUGGGCCUCUUCUCCUGUUCUGCUACAGCUCGCGGGAACCAAAGUUCACAAAACAGAUUCAUGUCGUAUUCAGACACCGAAAAAAGCACGUCAUUUCAUUUCUUGCAGUUGACAACUAUAAACCAUGAAAACGUUUCGCAUUCCUAUGCGAUGCUCUCUGAUAGUGUGACAACAAAUGGCCUGUUUGAUAACUUAACGUUGAACGCAACAACGGAGAAAACAAUGAACGAGAGCACAUAUCACCCCGGUGAGGCGGCGAUUGGCGUCGUCCUGGCAAUGUUUUCAUUUAUCACUGUUGCCGGGAACAUUCUAGUCAUCGCCGCUGUAUCAAAAGAGCUAUACCUUAGGACGGUCACCAAUUACUUCAUCGUCUCUCUGGCAGUGGCGGACCUAAUGGUCGGUAGUAUAGUGAUGCCGUUUGCAAUUACCAUGGAAAUGACUGGACAAGUUUGGUUGUUUGGUCCCGAAUGGUGUGACAUGUGGCAUUCGUUUGAUGUUUUAGCCAGUACAGCGUCCAUUCUGAACUUAUGUGGUAUUUCUCUUGACCGUUAUUGGGCAAUAACGGACCCCAUAAAAUACGCAUCUAGAAUGACGGCGUGUAGAACGUGGUUAUCCAUUGCGUUAGUGUGGCUGCUCUCUGCUGGAAUCUCGUUCCCUGCCAUUGCUUGGUGGAAAGCCGUCACCCCCGAUACACCUUCAGCAGAAAAUGAAUGUAUAUUUACAUCUGAUAGUGCCUAUUUAAUUAUUUCAUCCCUAGUUUCCUUCUACUGUCCAUCUAUCAUUAUGAUGUUUGUUUACUGGAGAAUAUACAUGGCCGCCACCGCGCAAAUUCGUAGUUUAAAAGUUGGCCAAAAAACGUUAAGGGCAACCAACGGUGCCAGCGGAAACCGUGAAGUGAUGACGUUACGAAUACACCGCGGAGGGUGUAAUACCGGUACCAACAUGUCUCGGCAGUCCUCGGACGAAUAUGGACAGUCCUUUGAGAAAUGUUUGUCUGAGAGUGAGCGUGAUUCUCUGGUAGAAAACGGUAAAAGACAUUCGGAUACCUCAAACCACCGCCCUACUAGGUGCAUCACGAAGCGAAUACGUCAAUUCGCAAUCAGCAAAAAACUGACUAAGGUCGCUCGAGAACAGAAGGCCGCCAAAACUCUGGGAAUAGUGGUAGGGGUGUUUAUCUUGUGUUGGGUACCAUUUUUUGUGUUCAAUAUAUUGGAAGGAAUAUGUCAUGACAAGUGUUUAACACAUAAAGACAUUUUGUUCCCGCUCUUUACGUGGUUGGGAUACAUCAAUUCAGGCAUGAACCCCAUCAUUUACGCUUUAUCGAUGAAAGACUUUCGGCGAGCUUUCGGAAAAAUUAUAUUUUGUUUAUGUCCUAAGAACAAAUUCCGGUAUCACAACACGUACCAAUCAAAGAAAUGUUCUUCCUCGUCAAGUUUCGUAGUGACAGCUCAAGCCGAACGAAGCUGACUUGUACGUUAUCGGAACGAGGCUAAUUUACUCAUCGGAAUCAUCUCAACGUUUGCGUCUUCAACUGAUAUUGUAUAAUAUGAAAGGUGAUCAAGUGAAAAAAUAAAAUAUAUGUGAUUUUUUA
Magallana angulata is the source of this 2283-nucleotide messenger RNA. RefSeq names its product dopamine receptor 2-like. Gene Ontology annotation, biological process: adenylate cyclase-activating adrenergic receptor signaling pathway. The transcript has 4 exons. Bases 753 to 2159 code for a protein of 468 amino acids. The record is from RefSeq and is a predicted model, not a curated record. Gene Ontology annotation, molecular function: G protein-coupled receptor activity. Lineage: Eukaryota; Metazoa; Mollusca; Bivalvia; Ostreida; Ostreidae. Gene Ontology annotation, cellular component: membrane.